Molecule: messenger RNA, 2034 nt
Organism: Sebastes umbrosus (honeycomb rockfish)
Lineage: Eukaryota; Metazoa; Chordata; Actinopteri; Perciformes; Sebastidae
Gene: ngs
Product: notochord granular surface
Exons: 11
Coding region: 97-1704 (535 amino acids)
Biological process (GO): skeletal muscle organ development
Cellular component (GO): sarcolemma; Z disc; intermediate filament
Source: RefSeq, a predicted model, not a curated record
GGCCUAUAAAGACCCCAACAUUGACUAAAAGGGUGCAAGAGACCAUCAGUUUCUCCAGUCCCCAGUUGAAGUUGCAGAAGUGACAGGAGCGUCAACAUGAGCCGCAGUCCAGAGAGGAUGUCCUCAUACCGCCGGCACUUCGAGGGCGCCUGGGCCGCCCCUCCUGCCUACCAGCUCCGGGUGUCCAGUCCCUCUCCCAGCCGCAGGGACACUCGCCACCGGUCGGUCAGCUUCACCCGGAGCGGAGGCUCGAUGGGGCGGAGGGCCAUCUCCAACAAGGCUCGCAUGACCAGCAGUGUGAGUAUGGGAGCUCUGUGCUUUGGUAUGUCCAUGGGGCUCGGGCCCAAACUGGACCUGGAUGCAGCAGCAGCAGAGAACCAGGCCUUUAUGAUGACUCGCACCACUGAGAGGAAGGAGAUGGUAGACCUCAACGACCGCCUGGCAGCGUAUAUUGAAAAGGUGCGAACCCUGGAGUCAAAAAACAAGCUGCUGGAGGUUGAGAUUGAGGCCCUGAAGAGCCGCCAUGUCAGACCAUCAGGCCUCAGGCAGCUGUACGAGGUUCAGCUGAAGGAGCUCAACAGGGACGCAGAGAGAAUGAGAGUCCAGCGGGAUAUGUCUUUGGCAGCCAAGGAAGCGAUGCUGGGCCAGUUGGACAUGCUGAAGGCCAAAUACGAGGAGGCCGUGGAUGCCCGCAAAAAGACGGAGCAUGACAUUGAGAAUCUCCGUCCGGAUGUGGAUAAAGCAACCUCAGCCCGGAUUAAGCUGGAGAAACAGCUGGAAAACCUGGAGGUGGAGCUGGUCUUCCUGCAGAGAGUUCAAAAAGAGGAAAUUGAGGAGCUGGUGCAGCAGAUCUAUUCAUCAACCGCCAAGGUGGACAUGACCUUUGGCCUCCCGGACCUCUCCUCUGCUCUCAAGCAGAUUCAGUCUCAGUAUGACAGCAUCGCCGCUAAGAACCUGCAGGAAAUGGACACUUGGUACAAGACAAAGUUUCAGGACCUGAGCAGUGCCACCAGCAAACACGUUCAAAGCACUCGAAGUGUGAGAGAGGAAAUCGCAGGCUAUAAGAAGGAUCUUCUUAGCAAGGAACGUGAGUUGGAGGCGCUGAAGACGAGGAACGAGUAUUUGGAGGCUCAGAUUCGCGAUGCGGUGGAAAAAUACAAGAAGGAGGAGGAGGACUUGCAGGAGCGUAUAGAGGCGAUUAAACUGGAUCUGAAGAUAACCAAGGAGAAGAUCGGCCUGCUGCUGCGGGAAUACCAGGACCUGCUAAAUGUAAAGAUGGCUCUGGAGAUUGAGAUCACCACCUACAGGAAGCUGAUCGAGGGGGAGGACAGCCGUCUUGGCACCAUGGUCCAAAACCUGUGCAUAACUGGAGGCUCGCAUCUCACUUCUAGUGUAAGCAUGCGUGCUGCCUCAGCCUCAGCUUCUUCAGUCUCUGAUAGCUCAGCCACUUCAAAGCCAGGCGGAAACCCCAGUGGCACGAGCAGUAGCGGUGCUGAGAAAGCUGCGGGUGCUCCCAGAGUGGAGGUGUCCUCAUCAGACACCCAGACAGAUGGUAACUUAGAGGAGCAGGCAACGGAGACGUCUGAGAGGAAGACUGUCCUAAUCAGAACAGUUAAGACAGAUGAGGACACUUAUGAGAGCGACACACAGGAGCGCACCAUCACCAUUUCUGGAGCAGCCGACGACACCGAUGAAGAAGAAUAAACCGUUUAUCGACCCCAAAUCUCACUGAGCGACCCAUGCUAACUAUAUGCUGUGCAAAUGUCAUGUUAUUCUGUUUUUUUCCAAUGCUUUAAAAAAUCCUAGAAUUCAAUAUUGUAUUGGGAAAAAAACACACAACUUGUACUCAAGCAGCCCAUUUCAAGGAUUGUGUUUAUCCUCCAUGGAGACUUUACAUUAAGAAAGCUACACACUGUGUCCAGUCACUCUGCUCUGCCUGCAACUAACUCACAAUGCUUUUCUGCUAUUUUAAACCUCCUGUGUGUCGGGAACGUGUCUUUUAAAAGUAACAAAAUAAAAAAGCAAGCAAUCAUA